This is a messenger RNA of Mixia osmundae IAM 14324, 1173 nucleotides long. RefSeq lists its product as uncharacterized. The record is from RefSeq and is a predicted model, not a curated record. The transcript has 5 exons. Gene Ontology annotation, biological process: proteolysis. Gene Ontology annotation, molecular function: aspartic-type endopeptidase activity. The coding region runs from base 136 to 1173 and encodes 345 amino acids. NCBI's taxonomy places the organism in Eukaryota, Fungi, Basidiomycota, Mixiomycetes, Mixiales, Mixiaceae.
UGUAGCCGCGCUCAGCGGUCUUGGACCCGACUGCUGAGACCUUCCCUGAUCCUUUCUCUGCUUCCGACGUCGCCGAAGCACCGAGAUCUGCGCUCUGCACUCCUGCUCGUCGCUUAGGGACGCUGCUCCUCUCACAUGGAAGUCAAGCUUUCAUUCCGCAUUGAAGCCUCGAUGCGCUCUCGAUACAAGCUUCUGGCCUCGGCUUGUAUCGUGUAUCAUGUGUGUGUGGUCUUAUGCUUGGAGCUGUCGAUGACCUACCACGCGGACCACAAUGGCCGAAAGGGACGCUACACGGCUCCCUUGAUGAUAGGCUCGAGUACCUAUGACUUGCUCAUCGACACCGGCUCCUCCUUCGCCGUCGUCGGCCUGGUCAAAGCCUUCCCAUACAUCAGAUCGCCAACAACGCGCAACAGCUCGACCGCAGUGUACAUUCAAUAUGCAAUUGGACCCCGAGUCAAAGGCUGGUUGGUCAAAGAUCGCAUACACGGUGCCGGCAUCAAGAAGCCUUUCAAAUCCUACAUAGUGGCAAUUGAUGCGCCGCAAUCCUAUUUUGACUUACUUCUGCCUGCCACUGGCGUGCUGGGCUUGGAGAACACACCAGCGGUGCGCGCAUGGAUACAGGAGCAUAGCGAGCAAGCGCCAGCUGAUGUAGUAUGUCUUGCCGGCGACGCACUCGAUCAAGGUAGUGUCACUGCUGCCUUUGCAACUAUCGCGCUUGAAAGCGGUCAAUUCAUCAUCGGACCUCCGGCAUAUCGUCUCGCGCAAAGCUUCCCAACGUGGCAGCCCAGUCACAACGCUGACGAUCCAGGCUCAUGGCGAGCGCAAUUGCUCUUGCCAGAGCUCGAUAUGGAUCUACCCGGUCUCGUCGAUACUGGCGCUUACUUUACCUUUCUUCCCGAUCCUGCCAUCGACCUGUACAUCUCUCGAAAUCCUGGAGUCAUUGAUAGUCCGACGGGGAGAGCCAUCAUCUUUCCACGGGGCACAAAGCCUAAGCCGCUCAGCAUCUAUAUCGACCUCGUUCCAUGCAAGCUGUCUGUGGAAUUCAUUCGAGCCAGAACGCGUUGGACACAUGUCAUCUUUGGCAGCUCGCUAUUGCGCAAAUUCGUCGUCUUCUUUGACUAUACCAAUGACAAGAUCGGUUUCGCGGCGCCGCGUCUGUCGAGUAGCUACUAA